AUGUCUUUUACGAGGAAAAGUAUUUUUGCAUGCGCACCAGCCACCACCCGUGGUGAGGCCAUUCAGUUGGGCUCUGAUUCAAAAGGAGAAAACUUUCUGUAUGCGAAUGGAAAAACUGUCAUUAUUCGUAAUUUAGCUAAUCCAACUAUAGCGACUGAAUAUACAGGGCAUUCUGCGCAUGCUACAGUGGCACGUUAUUCUCCAAGUGGAUAUUACGUAGCUUCUGGCGAUAUACACGGCAAUGUUCGUAUAUGGGAUGUCACUCAAGAAGAAAAUAUUCUAAAGAAUGAGGUUAAAGUUAUUUCUGGAAAAAUCAGUGAUAUUGCUUGGGAUUCUGAGAGUAAAAGAUUGAUUGCUGUUGGUAGUGGUAAAGAACGAUAUGGUCGUGCAUUUUUGUAUGAUACUGGAUCUUCUGUCGGAGAAAUAAGUGGUCAUACCAAACCCAUUAACAGUGUCAGUAUUCGCCAACUACGCCCAUUCCGUGCUGCAACAGCAUCUGAUGACUUUUCUGUUAUAUUCUUACAUGGGGUACCGUAUAAACAUAACUUAACCAUAAGGGAUCACACAGCAUUUGUUCAGGGUGUAAAAUUUUCUCCUGAUGGUGAAAGACUGGUGUCAGUAGGGUCAGAUAAAAAGGUGUUUUUAUACGAUGGGAAAACUGGUAGCAAAAUACUGUGUCUUUCAGAUAUCGUUGCAAAUGAUUCUCACAAAGGUACUAUUUUUGCCGUCUCUUGGUCACCUGAUAGUAAACAACUUCUCACCUCGUCUGGUGAUAAGACCGCAAAAAUCUGGGAUAUUGAGUCCCAAAAAGUCGUACAGACCUUCUGCUUUUCUGAUACCAUCGAUGAUCAGCAAGUUGGUAAUCUUUGGCAAGGCGAAUAUAUCAUUAGCUUGUCACUAUCUGGGGACAUCAACUAUCUUGAUCCAAAAUCACCUUCACCUGUAAAGGUGGUUAAAGGUCACCAAAAAGCAAUAACUGCAUUCACGCGAAGCGAAGAUUCUACAUUAUUUACGGGAAGUUAUGAUGGACGUAGUGCCACUGUAGUGGGUGGCAAUAGCCAUACCAACUCAGUUACUCAGUUAGCUUCUCAAGGGAAUAAAGUAGUUUCUGUCGGCAUGGAUGAUACUGUUAGAAUGAUUGAUGUUGAUGUAAAAUCAUUCAGUACAUCUGUCGUUCCAACCGGUGCUUUACCGAAAGGUGUCGCAGUUACUGAAAAUAAGAUAAUAAUUGCCACUAUAAAUGAUAUACAACUUAUCAGUAAUGAUAAGUGCAUAUCCAAUAUUAAAGUAUCAUCCCCUCCUGGUGCCAUUGCUAUCAAUCCUACAUCCACAGAAAUUGCUGUCGGUUGCGAAGAUCAAAAAGUCCGAAUAUAUAAGUUGAAUGAGGAUAAACUUGAAGAGCAAGGGGAUAAAUUAUCGUCUGGUAGAGGAGCUAUCACAGCUAUCGCGUAUUCUCCUAAUGGUUCCUUACUUGCUGUUGGAGAUUCUCAAGGAAAAAUUUAUGUAUAUGAUACUGGGAGCAAAGAGGUCAAGAUUUCAGAGUGGUGUUUCCAUACUGCUCGUAUCUAUUCUAUUGCUUGGUCACCAGAUAGUCUUCAUUUAGUCAGUGGAUCUCUGGAUACUAAUAUUUAUGUAUGGAGUGUCGAAAAGCCAUCAAGUCGUAUUGCUAUUAAAGGCGCACAUCAAGUUAGUGUAUCUGGAGUAACAUUUUUAGACAAUAAUACGGUAUCUUCGGUUGGACAAGACGCAUGCUUGAAAACUUGGGCACUUCAACACCCUUGA
Molecule: messenger RNA, 1782 nt
Organism: Dentiscutata heterogama
Lineage: Eukaryota; Fungi; Glomeromycota; Glomeromycetes; Diversisporales; Gigasporaceae
Source: the annotation of a GenBank genome assembly